Molecule: messenger RNA, 1236 nt
Organism: Arabidopsis arenosa
Lineage: Eukaryota; Viridiplantae; Streptophyta; Magnoliopsida; Brassicales; Brassicaceae
Source: the annotation of a GenBank genome assembly
AAACCCUUCAGAAGCAGCAGAAAUGUCCUUUAAUUCAGAACACAUUCAAGUCAUGGAAAAUCCUUAUCAUCUACUCUCUGACAAUGGUGGAGCUGUUGGUCAUAUAUUUUCGAGUGAUCUCCAUAACCCUUUUGUUGAACCAGGAUUCAACAUCGCAUCUCCAACAUCUUUCGUCCCCGAGACAUCAGAUUGGAUUCCUUCUCCACUCCCGGAUAUUUUCGAUUUUCCUUCGGGUUCUCCCAAUCAAAUAAUGGAUGAUGGUGUUAUUGAUGAGAUUCACAAACAAAGUGACUUGCCAGUUUGGGAUGACCACUUGAUUACUGGUGAAGACUCGCUCAUGUCUACUGUCUUGGAAGAUCUUCUCCUUGACACUAAUUUCAACUCAGCUUCAAAGGUCCAGGAACUAAGUAUGCAAGCGCAGAUUCAACAACCCCAAGUUGUUAUGCAGCAGCCUUCUCCGUAUGCGGAAAUGCGACCACUUGUUAGGACAGUAUCCUCAAACAGCAACAACAAUAACAAUAGUAAUAAUAAUGCAGCAGCAGCAGCUAAGGGACGUAUGCGUUGGACGCCUGAACUUCAUGAGGUUUUUGUUGACGCUGUUAACCAGCUCGGUGGCAGUAAUAAAGCAACUCCUAAGGGUGUCCUGAAGCAUAUGAAAGUCCAAGGUUUGACUAUAUAUCAUGUCAAAAGUCAUUUGCAGAAAUAUAGGUCAGCUAAAUAUACACCAGAACCAUCAGGAGCAGGUCCGCCAGAGACACAGUUGACACCGCUUGAGCAAAUUACAUCUACGAGACGUGGGAUAGAUGUCACUGAGGCUCUGCGAAUUCAGAUGGAACUUCAGAAGAAAUUGCAUGAGCAGCUUGAGAUUCAAAGAACAAUGCAACUUCGUAUAGAAGAGCAAGGAAAGGCGUUGUUGAUGAUGUUUGAGAAGCAGAAUAUGGGUUUUGGCAAACCGGAACAAGAAGACAGAACAAGUGCGAAAACGCCUGAAAAUGGUUCAGAGGAGUCGGAUUCCCCGCGGCCAAAGCGUCCGAGAAACGAAGAAUGAAGAACCUUUCUCGGGAUGGUAGAUCAUAAAACUGUGGUUUUGGUGGAGUUGUAGAGUUUGACUUAUUAGGAGUAAGAGCUUUCAGUCUUCUUCAGGCCUUCUUCUCUCUUUUUAUUUCUUUCUUAAAACUCUAAUUUUCUGAUUCUCAGCUCACUAGGAAGAAACAAAAAUAAAGAGCAAUUCCAUCU